Molecule: messenger RNA, 15713 nt
Organism: Gadus macrocephalus (Pacific cod)
Lineage: Eukaryota; Metazoa; Chordata; Actinopteri; Gadiformes; Gadidae
Gene: sacs
Product: sacsin molecular chaperone
Exons: 10
Coding region: 590-14344 (4584 amino acids)
Molecular function (GO): Hsp70 protein binding
Source: RefSeq, a predicted model, not a curated record
CAAUGGGUUGCCUAUGAGACUUCUCAACAUGCGUCCAAUCGUAUUAUGGGUUCUAGGACUACAAGUCCCAGAGUUCAUAGCCUCGCAUCGUCCACCCAACCAGUGAGCGAGGAGCCCCUCUCUCUAUCUCGCAGUGUAGUUCAUAGUGACAUAGACCGUUGCCUUAUCGAAUUAAUACAAUAAGCCAAUAAAGUCACUCUUUCUCUCAAAAACGUGAACGACCACAAUAAUAGCGAGGCUAAUCUAAUACGCUCAACGUGUAGGAGGACCGUGGUGGUGUGCCGGGUCGGCUAUCUGCUGGAUACAAGGGAUAACACUCUUAAAGAGGCUGAACAAAACAAGAGGAAUGAAGCCAAGUAGCGUAUUAACGCAGUAGUUAUGGAUCGACCGGUGCUGCGCAGUAGACACUCCAACGCUUGUUGUUUACCCUUUUCAUCCAUUCCCAAGACAGCACCAGCAGUGUUUGAAUGAAACGUGACGACUCUUUGAUUCGCCACAGUGGUUCUCUGGGUGGAGUUGGCCUGCGCUCGGUGCAGGACAGAAGCGGUCCAAUGACGCGGUACCCGGGGACAUAGAGAAGAGUUAAGACAUGGCCUGCUGUCCGGACCCCUGGUGGCCCAGGGUGACAGUGCGUCAUGAGUACAUGGGAUGCAGGUCCUACUGCCUGUCCCACUCCACAUCUGUGGGAGAUGUGAAGCAACGCCUUUAUGAGGAGACCGACCUGCCUGUCACAGAGCAGCGGCUUGUUCACAAUGGAAGAGCGUUGGAUGAUGGUAUCCAGAUUGGGACCCUUCUGCUACCUGGGAGUCCAGAAGUUUCCGUCACGCUAGAAGGAAUGGGUCUGAAGGGAGGAGGGAGGUUUGGCCAGACAACACCCCCACUGGUGGAAUUCUUGAAAGACAUCCUGAGAAGGUAUCCAGAAGGUGGACAGAUUCUUAAAGAAUUGAUUCAGAAUGCAGAGGAUGCUGGAGCAACAGAGGUCAAGUUCAUGUUUGAUGAGACAGAGUAUGGAGUGGAAUCACUGUGGUCACCUGAUAUGGCUCAAUAUCAAGGCCCAGCUUUGUAUGUGUACAACGAUGCAGUGUUUACGGGAGAAGAUUGGAACGGAAUUCAGGAGAUUGCCAGAAGCAGGAAGAGAGAAGAUCCAUUGAAAGUAGGCCGAUUUGGCAUUGGCUUCAACUCCGUCUACCAUAUUACAGAUGUUCCCAGUAUCUUCAGUAGUGAACAGAUCGGCAUGUUGGACCCACACCAGACCCUGUUCGGAGUGCAUGAGUCAGGCCAGUGCUGGAAUCUAAAGACAGACAUUAAAGAGGUGACCGAACUCGCUGACCAGUUUGCACCUUACUUUGGAAUAUUCGGGAGCUCUGAGAAAGCCAUCAAGGACGGCAGCUUUCCCGGAACACUCUUCCGCUUCCCACUUCGCAUGAAACCCUCGCAGCUCAGCAGUAACAUCUACAACAAAGAGAAGAUCCUUGAGCUCUUUGAUUCCUUCAAAGCCGACGCAGACACCGUGCUGCUCUUCCUCAAGAGUGUCCAGAAGGUGUCUCUACACAUCCGCGAGUCAGACGGCACGGAGCGAAUGCUAUUUCAGGUCACCGCCAUGGAGAAUGCGGAUGAUAAGUCAGAGAAGCCAAACUCCUUGAAGACGCUGGGCCAGGCCAUAGACUGCUACAGCAAUGGGGUGCCCAGCUCCACCAUCACGUGUGCCACGUACCAACUGAACAUUGAAACGCAGGACGAGAUGGUCAAGGAGACCCAGAGGACCACCUGGCUGGUCUGUAACGGGGUCGGGGGACGAGGGAUGUCCACGGAGCUGGACUCUCUGGCAGAAGACCUGAAGUUCAUCCCUGCCGUCGGCAUCGCGCUGCCUCUGACCGUAAUCAAGGAAGAGGAAGGGGCCUCCUCCGGUUUCGAAGGGCGAGCCUUCUGCUUCCUCCCUCUGCCCCCCGGGGAGGAGAGCGUGACCGGCCUGCCGGUGCACGUCAGCGGCUUCUUCGGCCUCACGGACAACCGUCGGAGCAUCAAGUGGCGCGAGGUGGACCAGUGGAGGGACCCGGCAGCCCUGUGGAACGAGCUGCUCAUCGUGAACAUCAUUCCCAGGGCUUACUUCACGCUCAUCAUGGAAGUCAUUAGAAGGGUACAGAUAAAGAAAGACCAAGACUUUCCCCUCUCCCCUAAAGAGACGUACCUAGCCUGGCCGGAUCCCCACCGAGUCAAGGCCCGCUGGAAGCCCAUCCUCCAGCCUUUGCUCCAGGAGCUGCUGCAGCAGCAGGUCAUCUACUCCCUGAGUCAGAGCUGGAUACGGGCAGACGAGGCUGUCUUCUCGGAGCUGGACUCAGGAAACAACGUCUCGGACACGGUGAUCAGCUACCUUCAGAGCACGGGAAUGCAGGUGGCCGCGGUGCCCGCUGCCAUCGAUGCAGUGUUGGCUACACAUGUGUCUCGUCCCAGCGAGGUGAGGAAGGUGAGCCCUCACUUGGUGAGGCAGGUGAUCCGGAAGUCCAAACACAAAGGCCCAGCCCAGGAGAAGCUACUGCUUCUGGAGUUUGUGCUGAGUGACAGUUGCUACGGGGACCUCAUUGGGCUGGAGCUACUCCCACUACAAGAUGAGACGUUUGUGAUGUUUUCCUCCUCCAUCAGUGAAAAGGAUGCAAUUUAUGUUGCAUCUGAUGACUACCCCAGAGCUCUGUUUCCAGGACUGGACAACCGAUUUAUCUUGGCGAGCAUUAGUCCCUCAGUAAUGGACAGUCUGAAGAACGCAGCCAAAAGUAGAGUGUCACAAUAUCUUUGGGGGUGUACUGGAAGGGCCUGCACUCAGGUAGCAGUGCUGACUCCUGAAAGAUCGGCUCGACUCCUUAAGGAGAUCCUGUCAAGAACAUGGCCGACCAGAGACUUUGCGGUUAACUGGGAACCAGCUAACCCAGAGAAGAAGCAUCCUUCGUUUUCUUGGCUAAAACUGGUUUGGAAGCAUCUGUACAUUCAUUUUUCCGAUGACCUAAGCAUGUUUGAAGACAUGCCUUUGAUUCCAAAUGUGCCACUGGAGGAAAGCAAUGAUAAUGUGGAGCUCCUGCGACUGAAAAUCCCAUCCCCCAUUAUCCUCACAGAUGAGGAGGGGGCCCUGCAUUCUGAAAGCCUUCUUGAAAUCAUGAAAAAGCUUGGGGCAGUUGUGGUAAAAAAGAUGGACCCAUGCUUGCAACACCCCCUCCUAAAGAAUUACAUCCAUCCAUCAAAACCCAGUUACCUGCUUCAAAUUAUGGAUAGAUCUUCAAUGAAGCGAGUGGCAAACCAAGUUUCUUCCUUCUCAGUCAAGGAAAAGGUUGCGCUUAGAGAAUUUCUGGCAGGGCUUGCUGACAUCACUGAGAAGGAAAGGUGCAUGCUUAUUGAACUGAGCAUUUUUGAGAAGGUUGGGCCCUGCUCAGAUAAAGGCACCCCGACAUUUACAUCACUGAGAGGAGCCAGGGCUUUACACCACACCGCCAAGUACCCACCAGAUGUGAAGCUAUCACUAAAUGUUGUGAGCUGCAAUGACGAGGCAUCCAUGCGCCUUGUCAAGAUGGCCAAAAUAGAGCAAGUGAAAACAAGUGAUUUCUUCAGACUUGUUAUUCAAGAUAUCGAGAAGGGAGUCUACUCUAAGGAUGAAAUUACUAAAAUCAUGCUCUGGGCACUUAAACAUCUUUCCUUUCUUAAAAAUGAAAACUCCUCUGUGAUUGGAUGGCUCUCAAAUCUAAAAUUCAUGCAUUCUUCUCUGGGAAAACCUAUCUCGGCCACAGACCUCUUUGAUCCUGAAUUAGAGAUUCUACAGAAUCUGUUCUACAUGGAGGAAAAAAGCAGGUUUCCCACAAGUACCUUCACAACCUCACCUGAUAUCCUCCAUUCACUCCGACAGCUGGGACUGAAAAAUGAAGUGCAGCUUACUGAAAAAGAUGUUGUCCAAGUGGCAAAGAAGAUAGAGGAGCUACAGGGAGGCAAAGAACCUGAGUGGGACUCUGUUGUGAAAAAAGCCCAAACCCUUCUGCAAAUACUUAAUAGACAAACUAAGUUAGUUAAGUCUACAGAAGCACAGACUACAUUGCUGAAGCUAAAAUGGGUUCCGGUCUGCAAAGAAAGACCACUGAAUUACCCCAAAUCUCUUGCUUGGAUGGGAGACACAAGUCAUAUUGGACGUCUAUCUGAAAUGUGUGACAUAUCACAUGCAGUUCUUGUGGGAUCUUCAGUAGCACAUGUUGAGCGCACAUCUGCAGGUAUGAAGAAAGCACUGAAGCUAUGCAUAGAACCUCAGGUCGACCAAGUCCUACAACAUCUACAAGCUGUGAAUGACUGGCAUCAAUCGCAAGCGUUCACAACAGAGGAUUGGUAUCAGUUCCAACAGAUCCUGUUUGAGAUCUACGGCUUCAUGCAAGCUCACCUUGAGGAUGCGAGAGAAGCAAUGAAAUCAUUGCCUUUUGAUUGGGUGUGGACAGGAAAAACCUUCUCAUCACCUGGCCAUACAGUCCUAAAGCCAAUCCCUGACCUGGAUUUGCAGCCUUACCUGUACUCGUUACCAAAGACCAUAAGGAAGUUUCACAAACUCUUCAAGUUCUGUGGCUCAGUUGAAGAGGUUGUGCCAAGCAAUGUGUUUGAGGUCAUCCGCACGGUCCAACAAAGGUGCCAAGAAGAGAUGACCAAAGGAGAAAGCAAACAUGAUCUUUUGCUUUUAAUAAACAUUUUGAGGUGGCUGUACAGCAAUCAGAUACCGGUCAGCAUCGACAUGCAUGUGCCAAUUCUUUGUUACAAGGACCCAAGUAAACUGGCCAUGAAGCCCAUUCAUGAAUGCACCUACUGUGACAUCAAAGUGGAUGAUUUGAAUGACUUACUUGAAGAUGCAUCAGAGCCUAUUAUAUUAGUGCAUGAUGACAUUCCCAUGAAGACGGCAGAGUGGUUAAAAGUACCAUGUCUGAGCACAAGGUUGAUCAAUCCAGAGAACCUUGGCUUUGAGCAAUCAGGUCAGCGUGAACCCCUUACGGUGCGAAUAAAAAACAUACUUGAGGAAUACCCAUCUGUCGCAGACAUUUUCAAAGAGCUUCUCCAGAAUGCUGAUGACGCAAAUGCAACAGAAUGCAGUUUCCUGAUUGACAUGCGAAAGAACACUGACAUCCGAGAGAACCUGUUGGACCCAGGUAUGAUCGCUUGCCACGGGCCCUCCUUGUGGUCCUUCAACAAUUCUGUGUUCUCUGAUACGGAUUUCCUCAACAUAACGAGGUUGGGUGGCUCAAUGAAAAGAUGUGAAGCAGAUAAAGUGGGCAAAUUUGGGUUGGGUUUCAAUUCAGUGUAUCACAUUACUGAUAUCCCCAUCAUCAUGAGCAGAGAAUUCAUGAUCAUGUUUGAUCCAAAUAUCAACCACAUCAGCAAGCACAUUACAGAUAAGUCAAAUCCUGGGAUCAAAAUCAAUUGGAGUAAACAACAGAAAAGGUUGAGAAAAUUCCCAAACCAAUUCAAACCAUUCAUCAAUGUAUUCAACUGUCAACUUCCACUGGCCCAGGAAUCUCCAUACAAAUACGAAGGGACACUCUUUAGGCUCCCAUUCAGGACAGAGCAGGAAGCUUCAGGAAGUGAAAUCAGCACCAUGUACUACAACACCACAGACAUCUAUUCACUUGUUGAUGAGUUCAGCAUAUGCGGCCACCGUCUCAUUUUGUUCACUCAGCAUGUUGGAACAAUGGUAUUGAAAUACCUGAAAUACGAAGAGCCAAACCCUGCUUUGGCCCAAGAUGUGGUCUGCAUCAACAAAAGUGUGUGGUCAUGCAAAGCCUCAUAUGGACCUCUGAGCAUCUUGAAAUCUGCUGCAAAAGUGAUGAAGAAGGUAGCAGCCACCAACAGGGUCCCUGCCGAUGUUCCCAAAUCCGGGUGCAUCAUACGCAUCAUGGUGGAGGAGUUUCACAAUGUCUUCAAGCGCAUUGUAGAUCUCCAGUCCCCGCUCUUCAGAGGCUCUGAGGAAGAUCCAAACCAGUACUUUGAGAUGGCUGCCAAAGGAAUCCAAACCAGAAGACUCACAGAUGAAAUGCCCCAAAAGGCAGUGGACGUCACCAAUUGGCUCAUUUGUUCAUGCAUGGAUUCAACUGAAGCACUGAAGUUUUCCCUGGGAGAGAGUGGGAAAAGACUCGGACUCGUUCCUUGCGGAGGGGUGGCUGUGCUACUUUCCGAGGAGGAGAAUCGGAAAUGGAAAGUCAAGAUUCACGCAAACCCUGUGGGGGAGGUGUUUUGCUACCUACCCCUGAGGAUCAAGACCGGCCUACCAGUCCACAUCAAUGGUUGCUUUGCUGUGACUUCGAACCGCAAAGAGAUCUGGAAGACAGACACUAAAGGCCAUUGGAAUGCUGUGUUCAUGAGACAUGUGAUUGUCCAGGCAUACUUAGCAUCACUCAGUAUGCUACGGUCGAUGGCAGAAAGCGGAGAACUGCUUGACUACAAUUACUAUGCAACGUGGCCUGAUCCAAGUCUUGUGCAUGAUGACUUCACCCUAAUCAGUCAGGGGGUCUACCAGGAAAUCGCCAAAGGAGGUGAGAGUGAUCUUGCAAGGAUGUUUUCCGAUGGAAAAAACUGGGUGUCAAUUCAAUACGUCAGGUUCCUUGAUGACACAUUACUUUGCAGACCAGAAAUUGGACCAGCUGCAUUCAAGAUCUUCUUCAAAUACCUCAAAAUGAGUGGCUCCCAAAACCUCUGUGCGGUUGAAUUGCCCGAUUGGGUGAAGGAGGGUUUUGAUGAUGCAGGGUGCAAAGGAAAGUUGAUGGAAAACACCCUCACAGAGAAGCAGUUCUUCCCUGAGGUAUUUUUUCCGAAUAUCCAAGACAUUGAAAAGGAGCUCAGAGAUCCACUAAUGCAAUAUGUACUGAAUGAAAAACUGGAUGAGUUUGCAGCCAUUCUCAAAGUCACUCCAUGCAUUCCGUGCUCUGAUGUCUCCGAACAGUUAGUUUUGCCUUCGAGGCUCAUCCACCCAGAGGGAAGGGUUGCUAAACUUUACAAUAAAAGUGAUGGAAGGUUUCCUGGAGGAACUUCAAAUGACUACCUGAACCCAGUGUGUUUAGUUAAGCUAGUGCAACUGGGCAUGGUGAAGGAUGAUCUCUCAUGGGAAGACUUGGUUGAACGUGCAGAGUCUGUGACUGAUCUGAACGAAAAUGACCAUGUUGCUGCAUGCUUCCGAAGCAGUAUACUCCUGAGUCUCAUAGAUGAGAAGAUGAAGUUGAAAGACCCAAGAGCAGCUGAACUUUCAGAAAAGCUUCAGGGCAUAACAUUCCUUCCAUUCCUUUCAAGACCUGCAGGGUUUUCACUACCAUGGCAUGGGAAUAACUUCUCCUCAACAACUAUGUUCUGUGCUAGAGAUCUCUUCACUACUGAACAUCAGGACACAGUAUGUCUCAUGAAGCCAAUCCUUAAUGAAAGCUCGCCAUCUUUCAAAGGAUGUGGCCCAAUCUCCUUGGCUGUGAAAGACUUUCUUGGAUUGAUCAGAAAGCCCACCGUGGCCCUAGUUGUCAGUCAACUGAAAGAACUAUCAAAGUCAUUUGAUGGUGUCACUCUGUAUCAGGAAAACAUAACCAAUGCCUGUUACAAGUACCUACACGAGGAGAUGCUACAGGAGGAAAAUUCAAAGGAGCAAAUAGUGGAGGCUCUCAAAACAUUCAACUCCAUUCUGGUAGAGAACACAUAUGUUAAUCCUUCCAAAGUUGCCUUCUCUCUGAAUUUUGAUGCAGCUCCAUAUCUGUAUCAGCUUCCAAACAAGUACAGGAACAGCUGUCGUGAACUCUUUGAAAAUGUUGGCGUUCAUUCAAACUUCACAGUUGAGGACUUCUCUGCCGUCCUUGAACUAGUAAGGCAAGAAUGUGGACGAAGGGCACUCAGUGAGGAGAACUUUCAGCUCUCUCGCAGAAUCAUUAGUGAAGGAAUUUGGAGUUGGAUCCGUGACAAAAGCCAAGAAUUCUGCCAAACUAAUUACAGCCAGAUUCUUCUACCUGACUCUAAUCUGACGCUACAGACAUCCAAAUCCCUGUGCUAUAACGACUGUCCAUGGAUUAAAGUCAGGGACACCACUGUGAAGUACUGUCAUGGAGAUAUUCCGAGAGAAGUCGCUGUGAAAUUAGGAGCAGUUCCCAAACGUCACAAGGCGUUGGAGAGGUAUGCCUCUAAUGUUUGUUUCACUGCACUUGGGAGUGAGUUUGGACAGAAAGAGAAGCUUACAACCAGGAUUAAAAGUAUACUCAAUGCUUAUCCAUCAGAGAAGGAAAUGCUCAAAGAACUUUUGCAAAAUGCAGAUGAUGCAAAAGCAACUGAGAUUUACUUCAUCUUUGAUCCAAGAACCCACCCAACAGAUAGAAUCUUUGACGACAAGUGGGUGCCAAUGCAAGGCCCAUCACUCUGUGUAUUCAACAAUCAACCUUUCACAGAGGAUGAUGUCAGAGGUAUACAGAACCUUGGAAGAGGAACAAAAGAGGCCAAUCCAGGUAAAACUGGACAGUAUGGAAUAGGAUUCAAUUCUGUCUAUCAUAUCACAGACUGCCCCUCCUUCAUCUCAAACAAUGAUAUUCUCUGUAUCUUUGAUCCACAUGCACAAUUUGCACCUGGAGCAACAUCUGCAAGUCCUGGAAGAAUGUUCAGGGAUUUGGACUCUGACUUCAGAUCUCAAUUUUCAGACGUCCUUGGUCUUUACCUUGGAGACCAUUUUAAGUUGGAACGCAGCACAAUGUUCCGCUUCCCCAUACGCUCAAAAGAGAUGGCAAAGUCAUCUGAGAUCAGCUCUGUUCCUGCGUCUGACAGAAUGGUGCAAAACCUUUUGGACAAACUGAAAAGCGACGGUGCCGAGCUUCUGAUGUUUCUGAACCACAUGGAGAAAAUAUCGAUCUGUGAAAUCCAAAAUUCAACGGGUGACCUCAAAGUUUUAUACUCAGUUGCAGCUAAAAUAACAGACGGCGAUCGCCUAAAACGCAAACAGUUUCAUGCCUCUGUCGUUGACAGUGUGACAAAAAAGAAGCCCCUUCCUGCUAUUCCAGUGCAACAGAUCACCUACACAAUGGAUAUAGAGGACACCGAAGGGAAUUUGACCACAUGGAUGAUCUGCAAUCGCUCUGGGUUCCCAAACAUGGAAAAGGUCUCAAAAAGUGUCAUCUCAGCCCACAAAAAUGAAGACGUAACACUAUUUCCUCGUGGAGGUGUAGCUGCAUGUGUGAGCCACAACUACAAAAAACCCCACAGAGCUUUCUGCUUUCUACCGCUCUCACUAGAGACUGGAUUACCGUUUCACGUCAAUGGCCAUUUUGCGUUAGACUCUGCGAGAAGAAACCUAUGGAGAGAUGACAAUGGAGUAGGAGUAAGAAGUGACUGGAACUACAACCUGAUGACAUCCCUGAUUGCACCUGCCUUUGUGGAACUGUUGGUCCAGCUAAAGCGCAGAUACUUCCCAGGUCCUGACCCCACCAUGACUGUCAUUCAAGCAACACCAAUUCAUGUUGUAAAAGAAACAUUGCGCAAAUUCAUGUACUUCUUUCCUGUCAACAGAGUAGACAUACAGCCAGAUUGGUAUUGUUUGGUCAAAGCACUCUACAACUGCAUUCAUGCUGACCUGAAACGUCUGCUUCCUGUGGUCAGAACCCCACAUAUGGACAAUUCUGAUAUGCACUCAGUGAUUUACAUCUCAUGGGUAAACAUGUCCAUUGCAAACAAAGGCAGGGCCUAUUUUGACAACUUGCUCCAAGAUGAGCUUCACCACAUGAAAACUACAGAGUACAACAUCUCUACAAGGAAAUCUGUUGCUGAAAAUGUGUAUCGACUGAAGACAUUACUCCUAGAUAUUGGCUUUCACCUGGUCCACAGUUGUGAUGAGACUUCAGAUCUUUACCUUUGUUUGGAAGAUGCAGGAAUUCCAGUGAGUUAUGUGACUCCAGAGGAUGUCCGGAACUUUCUCCACACAUUCUCAUCGCCAGACUCAUCGUGCCAAAUUGGGAAACUCCCAUGUCGACUCCAGCAGUCCAACUACAAGCUUUUCCACAGUUUAAAACUUCUUGUGGACUACUGCUUCAAAGAGAUUGAGGUGGACGGAAUCCAAAUCCAGGGAUUGCCUCUUUUGUUAACUAUGGACAACAUGCUUCAGGUGUUUGACUCCAAGAGACCAAAGUUCUUGACAGGACAUCAUGAGCUGAUUUCAUCAAGGAAAGAAAUGUUCAUGAACACAUUGUACAUCAAGUAUAGUGACCUCUUGUUGAAAGCUGGUGUGGCAAAGCCCUUUGAUAUCAGUAGUUUGUGUGACCUACUCUGCUCUGUACUUCCAAGAGAGUAUCGCACACGGAUCCCUGUGAAGUGGAGAGAUGGAUUUGCAAGUGAAUCGUGGCUAAAAAGUGCAUGGCACUUCAUUAGCGAAAACAUUGCUGUUAAGGAGGAACAGGCUGAUAGCAAACCUAGUUUCGACAAUGUUCUUGAAAUACUAAAAGACUGGGCACUGUUGCCUGGCAUCAAAUUCAUGGCAAGAGACAAACUUGUCAUUCCAGAGCACGAUGUGCUAUUGCCCCUGAGUUUGAUAAAUGUCGCCAUCUUUCCACAUGGCCAAAAUGACAAAGCCUUUCAUACAUUAAUGAAAGGAGGCUGCAUUCAGCUUGCAGUGAACAAAAUCUGUGUCAAAGAGAACCCAAUGAUGCCUUUUCUGGCAAAGCACACAGCAAGCAUUGAUAACCCACCAAGCAUUCUAAAAGCUGUAGAAUACAUGAUUCAGACGUCAGCAUUCAAACCGGCCAGCCUGAAUGACAAGGACUUUGAGGCUCUUCUGUUGUAUUUUAAUUGCAACCUGGCUAACCUCACACCGGAGGAUGUACAAAGCCUUAAACUCCUUCCAUGUUUCAAAUCAGUCAGUGGGAGACACAUAAGCAUCGCAAACUAUGGGUCUUGCUAUGUUUUAGGAAAAAACAUACCAACCGCAGACAUGGAUAAAUGGGCUCACACAACAGCAUGCGCCUUUCUUGCAGACAAUCCACAAUUGAAGGAGCUGUACAGUUUCCUUGGAUGUAUCCCAAUUGAUGAUUUGGAGGUGUACCUCAAACAUCUCCUGCCGAAGUUUGAAAGUCUUACAUAUGAGGCAAAAAUCGAACACAUUGUUUAUUUGAAGGAGAGACUCAUGUCAAUGGAGGAAUCAUGUGGAAUCAAAGAUCAGCUUUAUGACAAGCUAGAGGGACUUGCUUUCAUCUAUGACUACACAAACAGACUCAAGACCACCAAAACAUUUUAUGACAAGACGAUCCACGUGUUUGAAGUAAUGCUCCCUACCAAGUCGUUCAUCCCUAACGACUUCUUCAGGAAGGUUGAGCAAAUAACAAAGCCCAAAAAUGUGACAACAUUUGUCACAUCAUGGAUCACAUUUCUCAGAAACAUAGGACUCAAGCAUGUUGUUUCUCAGCAACAAGUUCUCCAGUUUGCAAAAGAAGUCAGCAUCAAAGCACAAACAGAAAAUUGGACCAAAGAGAAUGUGCAAGUCAUUGUCGAUGCUCUCCUGAAUCACAUUUUCAAUGACAGGACAGAUCUGUUUGCUGGUUCUUUCCUCAAAGAGCUGUCGAUGAUUCAGUUUUUGUGUUCUGAAAGAGCUCCUGCAGAACUUAUUUUUCUUCAUUCACAAUACCAAGACAUGAGUGGCAUGCUUCCUCUGAUUCGAUUCAGUGGAUCUCAAUUGAACCCCAAAUUCAAACAAACGGAUGUUAUCCAUUUGCUCUGGACAUCUUGUCCAAUUCUACCAGAAAAGGCCACACCAUCAAGCAUAAAGGACCAGGAUGGCAGCACACUCACUGGACAAGAACAACUUGACCAAGUACUUACCAUGUUAAAUGUGAACUUGGAUCCACCAUUGGACAAGGUCAUAUGCAACUGCAAGAACAUCUGCAACAUUUCCAAUCCAGAUGAUGACAUGGUGAAAACAAGGAACAAAGUUUUACGGUCCACCUAUGAAUUUCUAAGCGGUGACAAGCGAGACUUCCGAUACCAGCUUCGUGGGGUGUCGUUUGUUAUGGUUGAAGAUGGUUGGAAACUACUGAAACCUGAGGAGGUUGUCAUCAAUCUGGACAAUGAAUCUGACUUCAAGCCCUACUUAUACAAACUACCAUUAGAGCUUGGCACCUUUCAUCAGCUGUUCAAGCUUCUGGGCACAGAAGAUAUUGUAUCAACCAAACAGUAUGUUGAAGUAUUGUGCCGCAUUCAUAGAAAUUCUGAGGGCAAGCAGCUUGAUCCCAAUGAGAUGAGAACUGUGAAAAGGGCUGUCUCUGGACUGUUCAAAACUCUCCAAAAUGAUCCAGUGGAAAUUCGCAAGGAUCUGGACAGUCUCAAAGACAUUACUUUUUAUCUGCCAAGCCAUGACGGCAGACUAGCAAAAUCAAAUAGUUUAGUAUUUGAUGAUGCUCCACACUACAAGAGCAGAAUCCAGGGUAAUGUUGGUGUUCAAAUGCUCGUAGAUAUGAGCCAGUGCUAUCUAGGCAAAGAUCAUUCUUUCCAUACAAAGCUGAUCAUGCUACUCCCGCAGAAGUUGAGGCCUAGACUUCUAAGCAGCAUCCUCGAAGAGCAAUUAGACGAAGAUUCUCCUAAAAUGUGCCAGUUUGGAGCCCUCUGUUCUCUCCAAGGUCGCCUACAGCUAUUACUGUCCUCAGAGCAGUUCAUUACGGGACUCAUUAGAAUCAUGAAACAUGAAAACGACAAUACAUUCCUUGUGAAUGAGGAAAAAGCCAUACGCCUCUGUAAAGCACUUUGCGAGGGACUGAAGGUCUCGUGUUUUGAGAAACUCCAAACAACAUUACGAGUCAAAGGAUGCAGCCCCAUUCCACACAGCCGCAGUGAAACGCUCGCAUUUCUGAAGAGAUACGGGACAUCUGUCAUCCACCUCUAUAUCCAACACUCAGACAGUAAGGACAUCAAUUUUCUCUUGGCAUUGGCCAUGACACUGAAAUCAGCCACAGACAAUUUGAUAUCCGACACGUCUUAUCUGAUCGCAAUGCUAGGUUGCAACGACAUUUAUAGAAUCACAGAGAAGUUGGAUAAUCUUGGUGUAAAGUAUGAUUCAACAGAACCCUCCAAACUGGAGCUGCCCCUCCCUGGAACACCCAUACCAGCUGAGAUACAUCACAUACUCCUGAUGGACCCCAUGAAUGUGUUUUAUCCAGGGGAGUAUGUAGGAUACUUGGUAGACUCCGAGGGGGGAGACAUCUAUGGGUCCUACCAGCCAACAUACACGUAUGCCAUCAUUGUUCAAGAAGUGGAAAAGGGUGAAGAUGAUAGCUCAAAAUGUUUCCAGAUUGACAUUGGCUAUAGCGAGUACAAAGUUGUGAGUUCCCUCGACUUGUACAAAUUCUCCAGACAUGAUGACAGUUCUCAGGUAAAAGACAGUGGUGCUCCGUCAACUCCAACAAGCCCAAGUCGUUCAGCGAGUCCCCGAAUGACACCACCUCUGUUUCCUGGAAAGGAAAAUCAGAGACCCAGUGCGCAAAAGCAUUCCCCUAAAAAGAUCAAGAUUCACACGUUGCCUGAAAUUCUGAAAGAAGUGACCUUAGUUGUGGAGCAAGCUUGGAAGCUUCCGGAGACGGAAAGGAAGAAAAUGAUAAGACGAUUGUAUCUCAAAUGGCAUCCAGACAAAAACGCAGAGAAUCUUGACAUCGCCACAGAGGUGUUCAAGCACUUACAGAGCGAGAUCACCAGGAUGGAAAAGCAAUCUUUAAGUGAUCAGCAAAACACAGAAAGGACCUCCAGGAGGCCCUUCUCUACCUCGUCUACACGCUUCCAGUCAGAAAAGUUCUCGUUCCAAAGAUUCUACACCUCAUGGAACCAGGAGGCAGGCAGCCAUAAGUCAGAGAGGCAACAAUUCAGAGAUCAUUAUCCCACCAGCUUCGCAGGUUCAUCGCAUUCAAAUCGCUUCUUUGUGCCCCCAACAUUCAAGUCCGUCGGAAACCCUGUAGAAGCCCGCAGGUGGCUGAGGCAAGCAAGGGCAAACUUUUCCGCAGCCAGGAAUGACCUUCAUAAGAACGCCAAUGAGUGGGUGUGCUUCAAAUGCUACCUGGCUACAAAACUAGCACUGAUAGCAGCUGACUAUGCGGUUAGAGGAAAGUCAGACAAAGAUGUGAAACCAACCUCUCUGGCACAGAAGGUGGAAGAGUACAACCCCAACUUAACUGGUCUUACCAACGAUGUUCAAAUCCUUGAGGGAUAUGGUGUAGACAGUCUCAGAACCCGCUAUCCCGACCUGCUGCCCUUCCCACAGAUUCCCAACGACAGAUUCACCUCGGAGGUAGCAAUGAGAGUGAUGGAGUGCACUGCACGGAUUAUCAUUAAACUUGAAACUUUUGUCCAGCAAAAAAUAUAAAGUGGGCGCUAUACCGCUGUUAAAAUACAGGGAUGGAAAGUUAUGGAGGCAUUAUGCAUUUAACCUCUCGUAAAGGGUAGAUCAGAGAUUGUGUACAAUACAGAGUACCUUCUUUAUUUUGAGGCAAAUUCAAGUAUCCCAGCUGGCAGCUUAAGAUACAUAUGCAGUGGCUGAACGGCGAUAAGGUUGGGGCCUAUGCACAAUGUAUAAAUGUAUGGCUGCUGAAAUCACAUGAAGAAGCCGUCUCAUGUUAUGUGUUGCUGUAGUCUGUGAAUUUAUAAACCUGCAAUCUGCAAAUGCUGUACAUAUACCUGUGCUGAGCAAUAUAUUUGUUUACCAAAGUCCCAAUGUCGGAUAUCUUUGAUCUCAGUUUGAGGGCAUUUUGCUGCUUUUUUUGUACUUUAGUUUUUAUAAAAGUAUAUUUUCCUCCCAGAUGACCCUUGACUCUAUUUACGGUUGUAAAAAGAAAAUGCGACAAAGCUAUUGCUUCUCUAUAAAGAUCAAGAAUUGCCACUAUAAGGGUUAGGAUCGUGUAAAUGUCAAAACACUUGUUUGUAUAUUUACCUUUUAAUUAUUUAAUAUUUUGAUGGUUGAUUUCCUAUCAUCACUGUAAACAUUGUAAAUGUUUUCUGUAACAUAGCCUACUGCUUGUUAAUUGACAAAGCACUUUUACUAGCCCUGUUUAGCAUUUGUAUCACCCUGGCAACCAGCGAGAAUUCAACUGCAAAAAGUUGCCUUUUCAUCAAAUCCUAAUUGUUUGUUAUGUUAGAGGAUCAUAUAUUGAGCUGUAUUUAUAAUACAUGUAUCAUUUCAUCCAUGGUCGAAGAACUGUUCUCCCCCAAGGAUGCCAUUGUGUUAUUAUGUUUUCCCCCAUAGUUUAGAGAAGUCAGAGAGAAGUCAGAUUUUGUAUUAGCGACCCCCAGUAAAUACCAAUUGUGUGGCCAGAAAAAAAACAUAGAAUAGCUGUACAACAGCUGAAUAUUACAAUACAUGCACGUAAGAUUGAAAUUUCCACUGGUGCAAUGACUUUUGGGUACAUUCAUUGGUUUAGUUUUGCCAACACAUAAUCAUUUUCUCGGAUAUUUCUGUUGUCGGGCCUUUAAUGACUUCAAUCCUCAUGAAAUUGUAAAAUUAAUUUUUUACUGUUUUACUAUUGAUGUUUUUCAAGGCUGCAAAAACCUGUGGCAACUCAAAUCAUUUCUGAAAAUGCUGUGCUUGUGGUCUCAAUAAAUACAACUACUCUGAUGUGAAUGAACUCUCAAGGAAGUAUCCUUGAAGACCCGUUAAAACUAAAAUAAGCAAUGGAAAACAUUGUAUGUCAUUUGCUGAUUUACACUGUGCCAUAAUUAAUAAAUCCUCCUUCAUUCAA